AUGGCUGAUCAAACACGCGAGCAAGCUGCUGAGAAAGGCAAAUCUGCUGGUUCAAGUCGCCGAAACCGUCAAUCCAGCUCCGAGGAAUCGUCGAGCUCGUCAGAUUCAAGUCUCUGGGGUGCGCUGUCGAUGAGCUCCAGCGUAAGCUCGCUUGCACCGCCCUUCCCACCAUCAUCAAGGACCACAUCCUUCUCUUCCGCGAUUCGGCCCACCAGCCCCUCCAAGCCUAGUCUCGAUGUCAUUUCUGAGCUCCGAAACGAUACCAGCAAUGCUCCUCCUAGAUGGAGUAAUGAGGAGGCUAUGAUCAAGGCAGCAGCAGCACAGGAGUUGCCGGUCGUGGAAGGGCAGUAUACUAUCAGCAGCAAAGCUGUCCAUCUCAAGUAUAAUGGCGAUAACAUCUUCUUGAUCUCCAACCACCACAAUCGGCUUUUCUUUUGGCAUGCAGACAGCCGCAAACUUCGCUACAUCGAGACGCCUUACAGUCUCAUCGGUCUCUAUCGCGCCUUAGACAUGGGCCAGCUACCAAGUACCCGCGAGAUCAGACCAUGGUUGGGUUUGGAGGCCACCGAAGACGACGUCAUCCCCUGUCCACCACAGUACAAGCCUAAAAACUGGAUAUCAGAGCCCCAAUGGGUUGUAGCAGAUGAAGGGUGUUACAGCUUGAGAGAAUAUGAUCUGCAAGAUUAUCAACCAAUUCUCGCCUUCAUGGCUAAAGCUGGUGGCGAAGAUAUGAAUUUCUUCCUCUGCGGCUCAAAAUACUACAUCUACCGCAUGGAGCCCGAGGUGCUCCUCGAAAUCGUAUCCCCAGAUAUGGAGAAUAAAGAGAAUUGGCUAAAGCUAGAAAGCGCGCCGUCUCUAUCUGGCCUGCAGGUAACAAGGAACGGUAGAAUCGACAUGCUUGGUGGCCGCCCCACUAUCGCUGAGCACGACGUACCUGAAGGUUGGGAGCAACGUGAUACUGACCUGCCCAUCAUAAGUGAGGAAUGGCUUCUAGAGGAUACAGAUCCUCAUGCGAUACCAUUUAUUCUCAGCAGAAAAGACGGCACAGCACACCUUGUCGAAGUUGGGGAUGGAUAUCGUAUGUGGUAUCCUGCUGAGAAUUCGAUGCAUCAGAUUCAUGCUUUGGGCGGGCUGUCGGAAAUUCUUAAAGACAUGGAUGAUAACAAUCUACCAGAGAUGCAGCAACUUAGUCUAGGAGAUCUUUAA
Molecule: messenger RNA, 1206 nt
Organism: Bacidia gigantensis
Lineage: Eukaryota; Fungi; Ascomycota; Lecanoromycetes; Lecanorales; Ramalinaceae
Exons: 1
Coding region: 1-1206 (401 amino acids)
Source: RefSeq, a predicted model, not a curated record